CGCAUAACUAGUCGGGAAAAUUCUGUAUAAAUUUUUUGACUAAAGUUUUAAAAACACAGUUGGUACCGAACAUUUCGAAUAAAGAUGGUACUGAGUAAAGAAGCAGUUAAGAAUAAAAUUAUCAUACUGCUAAUAAAAUAAAGAUUGUAAAUAAAGUGAAAAGAUAUCAGUAGUAAUUGCGAUCGCUAUAGUUUUGUGAGUGAUUUUGAUGGAUAUACAUUGAAUGAAUAAAUUUCAGGUCAUAGUGAAUGGAUUGCUCGAUUAAUAAGAGUAUAACACAAAACAAUACUUGUCACAGUUAGAAGGUCCACUACAUGGUACUGAAAUUCUAACCUAAAGGUUGACCAUGCAAAGCAAUCAAAAAGAUCACUGACAAACCACAUAUAAUCAAAGAUGGAAUCGUAACAGCAACAACGGAAAAAUACGGACGAAAUAGUGCAAGAUGGAUCCACCCCUAACAAGCAAAGUCCUACGCGCUCCUAAUCUUAAACGUGGUCAAGAAAACAUUAGAAUACAUAAUAGGAUCAAAUUAGAACGUGUGUUAGGCGUGACCGUAUCAAGUAAUGCUGCAUUGGAUUGUGACACAACAAGUGAAAUAGUCGCCUAUCCUGCAGGAUGCACGGUAGUUUUAUUUAAUCCGCGAAAAAAUACACAGACUCAUGUGUUAAAUAGUUGCAAAAAAACUGUAACUUCACUGGCGCUUGCUGGAGAUGGUCGUCUUUUGGUUACUGGCGAGUGCGGACACAUGCCCAAUGUGCGAGUUUGGGAUAUUUCAGAUCAGCAAAAUGCCAUUCAGAUUGCCGAGUUUUCCAGCCAUAAAUAUGGAAUUAAUUGUGUUGCUUUCUCGCCAAGCAAUAAAUAUGUUGUUUCUAUUGGAUCACAACAUGAUAUGAUUGUGAACGUCUGGGACUGGCGAAAUAAUGUAAAGGUUGCAUCAAACAAAGUGUCAAGCAAGGUGAAGGCUGUAUCGUUUGCUGAAAAUGGCAGUUAUUUUGUCACUGUUGGUAAUCGGCAUGUAAAAUUUUGGUAUCUUGAAUAUACUCGAAGUGCCAAGUAUAAGGAACCAGUGCCUCUAAUGGGCCGAUCUGCCAUAUUAGGUGAACAACGAAAUAAUGAUUUUGUAGAUGUAACUUGUGGCCGUGGAGAGAUGGCUGAUUCUACUUAUGCUAUUACAAAAACUGGCUUACUCUGCGAAUUUAAUAAUCGAAGGCUCCUUGAUAAGUGGGUCGAGUUGAGGACAAGCAGCGCGAAUUGUAUGGCUGUAGGUGAAAAAUUCAUUUUUAUAGGAUGUGCCGAGGGAAUUGUUAGAUGUUUUAGUCCAGUAACACUUCAAUUUAUUACAACGUUACCCAGAACUCACUAUUUAGGUGUAGAUGUAGCUUGCGGAUUGUCAAUAAGUCAUAUGUCUCAACAUCCAACAAAUGCUAGAUAUCCAGAUGCAGUUGCCUUGGCUUUUGAUGAAUUGAAUAACAAACUCACAUGCGUUUAUAAUGAUCAUAGCAUUUAUGUUUGGGAUAUACGAGAUAUAAAACGUGUUGGGAAAUCGCAUUCUUUUCUCUAUCAUUCUGCAUGUAUAUGGGGCGUUGAAAUGUAUCCAACUGAUAGUGAAUCAAUUAACGACAUGCCGUCGAAUAGCUUUAUAACAUGUUCAAGUGAUGAUACAAUUCGAGUAUGGAAUUUAAAAAAAGAUUUUUCGUCAAAUCAAAAAGUUUAUAAUCGCAAUAUUUAUAGUAAUGAAUUAUUAAAAGUGUUAUAUGUUGAUCCUGAGUUAACAUAUUUAAAAGAUUUAGAUUUAGCUACGGCAGGAUCAACAGAAAAAAGUGAUACCUCGUAUGAUGGUCGUAAUGGUGUUAGAUCAAUUAGAGUAAGUCCAGAUGGUAAACAUAUAGCUUCUGGAGAUCGAUCAGGCAAUAUCCGCAUUCAUGAUGUAGCAACUUUAGAUGAAUUGUGUCUUAUAGAAGCUCAUGAUGCUGAAGUACUUUGCCUGGAGUAUUCAAAAUACUCUCGAAAUACAACCGGCGGGCCAAGACUUCUGGCUAGUGCUUCAAGAGAUAGAUUAAUCCAUGUUUUUAAUGUUGAUGAAGGGUAUAAUUUUCUCCAAACACUUGAUGACCAUAGUUCCUCAAUUACAGCAGUAAGAUUUUUCAAAACAACGCAAAGUGAUAAAAUUCAAAUGGUAUCAUGUGGUGCUGAUAAAAGUAUUAUCUUUAGACAAUUGCAAAUGACCCCUGGAGGUUCACCACAAUUUGUACGAGAUCACAAUGCUCAAGGAAAAACUACUCUAUAUGACAUGGAGGUAGACUCUGGUCAAAAACAUGUUUUAACAGCUUGCCAAGAUCGUAAUAUUAGAGUAUACAAUGUAGCCACUGGGAAACAUAGCAAAACAUUUAAAGGUUCAGUUGGUGAAGACGGCUCUUUAAUAAAAGUCGUUUUAGAUGCAUCGGGAAUAUAUGUUGCAACUUCAUGCACUGACAAGACCUUAUGUGUUUAUGAUUACUACAGUGGUGAAUGUAUGGCAACAAUGUUAGGUCAUUCAGAACUAGUAACUGGCCUGCGAUUCAGUCCAGAUUGCCGUCACUUGGUAUCAGCUAGUGGUGAUGGUUGUAUUUUUGUUUGGAGUAUACCGCAUGACAUGGUAGUGACAAUGCAAGCUCGAUUAGCUCAACAAGCGAUGCGUGCAGGUCAAAAGCUACAUAAUUUACCAAAUGGACUUGCAGUACAGCUUAACAAUGAAACCUUUGGUCCACCAUCACCAGAAUUUUUCAAUCCAAAUGCCAAUUCAACCAUACAAACUUCAGCUGUUGAUUAUCGGUUUAGCGUCGGCCAAUUACCUCAUUGGGCUAAGAAACAAAUCAAUACAAAUACUAAUAUUCAAGAAAAUAUCUCUUCUAGUGUCAGAUCGGUUGGAGUAGAUAUGCCAAAAGGUCGAUGGGCUCAACGUGUUCAACAGACUGAUGGUAUUACAGUUAAAUCUGUCUAUGAUAGUGACGAGAUUAUUCAUUUUCCUCCUUCAAGAAGUGUCAUCGAUUCUGAUGGUGGAUGUGGUGGUGCUGGUGGAUCUAAAGACAGUUCUAUUGAUAGCGGAACUGAAACAAAAUGCAGUAGUGAUUACAGGCGUGAAACUAUUAUCAUAAAAAAGGAGGAAGAAGAAAACGUAUUCGCACCGUGCCCUGAUAGUUAUAGAGAAUUAACGGAAGAUUUAAAACAGAUGACGGGUGGCAACGUAACGAUAACUAGAGGUAGCAAUAUUACAGAGUUAACUCACCAAUCGAGAAUACGACAUUGCACCGAUGACAGCAGUCUUAGCAGUUUUAAAUUAGAGGAUCACGAGAGUACAGAACAUGACGGUGAUGUCGAAGAUUAUUCUGAGGGAGAAAAUGGAACAACAAGUUCUGAAAAAUCACAUAAUUUAAUAUACUAUCCUCCAAUCGAAGAUACUGUAUCAAAUCAGUUUAAAGUAAAUGCUAUGGAUGUAGAAGAACUUCGAAGAUCUAUGAGAAGAGGGAAAAAAAUUAAAAUUGGAGAUAGUAAUCGCAGUGAAUUAACAACAGCAUCAGGCAGUCAAGAUGAUUCAGACUCAGAAGGUGGUGCAUCAACUCCAAGUGCUGAACGCAAUCCAUUGUCUAUAUUAUCUGAAGCAAGUUCUGAAGGAUAUGAUCAAGUUUCAAAUCAAACUCAUCGAGAGAAAUAUCUUAAAAAUGCUUUUGAAUCUCUUAGUGGUGCUGAUGAACCUACGAAUAGAAAAAAUACCAGUAUUAGCUCUCAAUUUCAUGGGAGAUUUAGUGGAGGACAAAACCAAGGAAAUAAAAUACACCAAACUCAAAAUAUAAAUCCAAUAGUGCCAAAAAAUACCAAACUCAGUGCUGAUGUAACUAAAAAUCGUGAAGAAUUACAACGGCGAAUAGAAGAGACGAGAAGAAAAUUACAAAGUGUUGGCUAUAAGUCCUCUUUAAAAUCAAGUCAAAGUAUUUCAGAUCUCAGCAGCCAUCUACCAGAUCGCCAUCAUCGUCAAAGUAGAAUUGGUUCAGGUAAUAAUAAACUUGAAACAGAUGGCAGAUUUCCGUCGAAAGCUUCUGAUUCUAAAGAUGAAAUAGAAGACAAAGGUAUGCGACGUGCUUGUUCCUUGAGUGAUCUCUCCGUCAGUCCACCAAAUAGGUUACUGCAUGGUCCAAUACAAGUUUCAGGUAAAUUAAGUAUUAAAAAUUCUAAUAUAUCAUCGAGGAAUGGAACUGGUACUCAUACGAAUAGUGGAUUACCAUCAAGAUAUACCUCUAGUAAAUCUCAUUCAACCUACAUGACUCGAAGUAGCAGUGUAGGCGUUUUAAACCAACAUAGUGAUUCAGAAUCGGAUGCUGGAAUAGCUUCAAGUGGUAGAAACUUCACAAAUUCAACGACAAACAAUCGAAUAAGUGGAUUGAUGAGACCUACAAUUAGUUCACAGAAUAAAAUAAAUCAUCAAACUAAACCACAUUCUUCUUCAAGUAGUAAUUUACCCAUGGUUUUGAGAAGACGUGGAAUGCAAUCUGCUUAUUCAAGUGUCAAUCUAAGUCAAGUUGGUAAUCAAGAAGAUUCUAGCUCAGAGGAUACUUCUUCAAAUGGUAAUGGCGGGAAGCCAACAUUGCCACCCAGACCUCGAAGUAUUAACAUCGAUCUCUCAGCAAACUUUAAUUCUGUUGGAUCAUCAAUCAGACGGUCAGGGUCAAAUACGACAAUAUCAACUAGUCGGCUAAUAAAUAAUGCAAGUGGUCAAAUGAGGCUCUCUAGUCGUAACCAAUUGGAUCAAAAUCCUCAAAAACCUUCUGCUAAAGAAAUCAAUGUAGCUAAUGCUGAACUAUCCCCUCAAUUAUGUAAUACAAUUGCCGAUGAAUUGACGAGAACUGCAGAUAAUGUAGUUCAAUUAUAUAAACGACUAGCGAUGGAUAGUUCUGCAAAUUCUGUGCUUGGACCUAUUGAUAGAGAUACAAUGCUUCGAGGUUUAGAGUCAUCAGUUAAUGAAGCGAUGCAAACACUUCGUCUUGUUGCAGCUAGCACAACUAACAAAGAAACUACUGACAAUGAUCCUUCAGUUGUUAAUGAAGCGACCGAAACAUUUAAAGAAUUAUUGGCAGGCCAAGAUCAGGGAAAAGUUGUUAAUAUAAUGCAACAAUAUUCGGAAAUGCUAUUGAGUAUGAUGCAGCAAAGAAUGAGUGGCACACAACCAAAUCACGCCUAGAGCACAUACAAGCAACAAUAUAUUUAAAAAUUUUAGUAAUAAUAAUCUCGAGAGGACAUUUAAACUGCCACAAAAACUUAAUUAUCCGAAUAAGUUUGUGGUUUUAACUAUUGCUCUCUUGCCAAUAAUUAAAUUUAAUAAAUUUUCCUAAGCUUGUUUAUCAAUAUAACGAUAUCGUGUCAUUGUCAUUAAUAAAAAUAUUUAUCGUUUUUUAUUAUUCAUUAAUAAAAUACUAUUUUUGAGCCAUAUUGGAAAUAAUGCAAUUGUAACAUUAUACAAGUCAAUACUUAAAUAAUAUAUCAAGAUUAGCGAAGAAAAUAUUAUAAUAUUCAUUAUUCGUUUUUACGUCAUAUUCAUUAAUCAUAAAUGAUUUUUUUUCAUCACAGUUUGGAUUCAUUUGCUAUUAAAUAGAAAAUAAUUUGAAUUCUCCACUUACUUUAUUAAUGAAGCAAAUUUAAAUGACGAUAAAAAUAGAAAAGUCGAAUUAAUUUACCGCUGUAGUAUAUAUCUAUAAUAUCGUAUGUACAUGAAUAUCGGGAAAAAAUAUAAUAAUAUUAUUUGUGUUAAAUAAUAAGUAAGUAAUUACGAUAAAACUAGUAACAGGCUCUAUGCCAAGAAAUGCCAAUAACUAAAGACUCAUAGUAUUAAUAAAAUUUUGUGCAUCACCUGUGUUAUAUACUAUAACGGUAAUAAUAUUUUCGUCUGUUAUAUAACCAAAGGCAAUACUGUUUAUAAUUUACUUAAAACAUACAUUAUUAUUGAUAUGCUAGAAAUUAAACAUUUAACUUUUACUAAUUUAAUCGAAUUUAUUUAUUUGGAAAUGAGAUAUUGAGAAAUACUGAGAGAUAUUGAUUUUUUUUAGCCAUUUAUUAAAAAUAAUUUAUGUAAAUAUUGUCAAUCAAGAAAAAAAGUUUUUUUUAUACAUAUUUUAUGUUAUCAUAUAAUAUAACGAUUAUAAAAAAAAAAACAAUAAUAAUUUUUAGGUUAACUCUCUUCUUGUAAUGAAAUUAUAUAUAUAUAUUUUGAUGUAAACUUUUAUCGGAUAGGAAUUGAUGCAUAUAGACAUUUUUAAUGCAAAUAUUUCAAUUAAUAUAACUUUAUAAAUAAAAUAAAAUUGAUAAUGAUGAGAAAAAAGUAGAGAAAAUUGCUAUGGUAUAGUCGUUUUUUUUUGUUUAUAUAUAUAUAUAUAUAUACAUUCGCCAAUUUAAUGGAUUUAAAUCGAUUAUGCUCAAACGCAAAACGAAAAAUCAUUACAUAAUUAAAAAAAAAAAAAGAAAGAAAGAAAAUAAUUAGAGAUAUAAAAAAGACACAAAAAUGUAUUAUGCAAAAAAUAUUGGCCGUUAAGAAGAAAUAGUAUGUUCACACCAAAAGAGGAAAGUCAAGAAGAAAUUAUUCUUGUUUAAACUGCUAUGGAGGCAUAGUAAAGCCGGAACCACGUUUGCCAUCUGACGGAAAUUCAAAUAAACAUAUUGCAACAAUGACUAUGGUCAUAAUAAAAUUUACAAUGGUUACAGUCAUUCAUUAUGUAAUUGUUGUCUAUUUUACAUAGCCAUAGUAAUUUUUGGAAUGUGAUUAUUUUAAUUUCUGCGCAGGUGGCCAAUAUGGUCCGACUUUACAAUAAUACCAUAGCAUUUAAAACGAGAAUGAUUUCUUCGUAUAGGACAUUUCAAUUCGCGUGUAUAAUUGGCUUUUACGUGGCAAACAUGCAGAUUAGGACGUUCUACCUUUCUUUGUAAUGUGCAUACUAUUUAUCACCAUAUCUGCACCUAACAGUUCAAAUUAUUUCACCAUACCUGCACCGAAAUUUUAAAUUCCCGCUCCGUUUAGAAGGAAGAAAGUCGUUCUUUUUUCUUUUAUUAAAAAACAAAUGAUAAAAAUUAGCACAUGCGCCAUUCUUCCCAAAAACAGGCAAAAAUUUAAAAUUUCAGGUGCAGGUUUAGUGAAAAAUCGUAUAUACACCACGGAGGAAAGUAGGAUGUCCCCAUUCGCGUGUUUGCCAUGUUAGCCACACGCGGGAUGGAAUGUCUUACUUCCCUCCCUUGAUGUGUAAUAUACUAAAUUGCCUCUGUUUACGGAAAGAAUAUCGCAUGCGUUAAUUUAUAUCAUUUGUUCUCUCUUGAGAGAACAUAAUGAUUUUCUUCCCGCUAAGCAGAGCAAGAAUUUCAAUUUUCGGCGCAGGUAUAGUGAAAUAGUAUAUUAGACACCUAGGGUGUGUGACCUCGGCUUCGCCUCGACCAACAAUUACAUGUGAUCUGAGACAUUUCUUACUUUACUUCUCUAGGUGUGUAAUAUAUUAUAUCAUUAUGAUUUCAUUUAACACUCUAUUAUGUAAAAAUACAUUGAUUGAAAAUUAUAUAAAGACUUUCAUGGCAUUCUAAUUCAUAUUUAAUAUCUUAUAAUUUAUCGUGCCAUUAUAACUUGUUUUAGUUAAACAGUAUCAAUGCUUUUCUUAUUCAUAAAAAAAAAAUAAUAAUUUUGUAACAAUAUUAAGAAUUAUAAUAUUAUUAAAUGAAAAAAAGAAA
Messenger RNA from Microplitis demolitor, 7734 nucleotides. RefSeq names its product mitogen-activated protein kinase-binding protein 1 (gene Wdr62). Bases 443 to 5212 code for a protein of 1589 amino acids. The record is from RefSeq and is a predicted model, not a curated record. Gene Ontology annotation, cellular component: mitotic spindle. The transcript is spliced from 17 exons. Gene Ontology annotation, molecular function: protein binding. NCBI's taxonomy places the organism in Eukaryota, Metazoa, Arthropoda, Insecta, Hymenoptera, Braconidae. Gene Ontology annotation, biological process: regulation of mitotic cell cycle; mitotic spindle organization.